This is a messenger RNA of Larimichthys crocea (large yellow croaker), 2698 nucleotides long. It is a transcript of the gene drc7, whose product is annotated as coiled-coil domain containing 135. The record is from RefSeq and is a predicted model, not a curated record. Gene Ontology annotation, cellular component: motile cilium. Gene Ontology annotation, biological process: flagellated sperm motility. Bases 105 to 2609 code for a protein of 834 amino acids. The transcript has 18 exons. NCBI's taxonomy places the organism in Eukaryota, Metazoa, Chordata, Actinopteri, Sciaenidae.
CGCAUCCUUACGUCAUCACGUCGUCGCCUUGCUGUUACCAUGGAGACGGAGUAACAGUUGACAGUGAGCCGUCGGUGAGCAGUUCACUGGACAGGAAACAGACGAUGGAGACUGUGCUGGAGUCAGGCAGUGAGGACCGAGUGAGAGGUGAAGAGGAUGAUGAUGGCAGAGAGACGACGAAGCUGGAGGAGACUCUCAGUGACCUCCCACCCAGGAAGAAGGCAGAGGACUGUCCCGAGUCCUACAGGGUCAACUCCCCCGACGAGGUCCGAGUGCUGGCCAUCGCUGAGAGCUUCCAGCGUCAGUAUUCAUACUUGUACCCCGACCGCAAGCCGCUGCUGCUCUGCCCUGUCAACGAGUGUGGCGUGAAGAAGUUCGUGUCCACGAGUCUCCGACCCACACCAAAUGUCUACCCUGAGCUCUACACCUGGGAGGGCUGCGCCUCAUUUGUGGCUAACUUCCUGUCUCUGGACCCUUUGGAGCCGCCCGUGGACCCGCCCUGUCACCUGUUGUCCUCCACCUCGGUGCUCCGGCGUCAGAGAGCCACGUGUUUCGAAUCUGCCACCCUGCUGUGCAGCCUGCUGCUCGGCGCCGACUACAACGCCUACUGCGUCAGCGGCUACGCCGUCAGAGAGAUGUGUCUGCUGGACCAGAGCCAGCAGGAGUGCCCCCUACUGGCCGAGGAGGAGGGCAGGAGCGUGAUCUCCGAGCAGGAGCCUCAGGACAACAAAUACACCGUGAGGCCUCCGAUGGAGCUGGACAGUCGCUUCCUCGCGCAGCAAGAGAAGAAGAAACAGGAGGCUGAAGCUGCGUUGCUUCUGAAACAAAAACUACAGGAGCAGAGCGAGCAGCGACCCGCCGACGACCCGUUGCGAGGACUCCGGGUGCACUGCUGGGUUCUGGUGCUGUCAGGGAGUUGGAGCGUCCAGGAGAACUUCUUCAUCGACCCGCUGACGGGGAAAAGCUACACGACCAAAGACGACAACUUCCUGGGCGUGGAGAGCGCGUGGAACAAUCUCAACUACUACGUCAACCUGCAGGAGUGCAACAACAGCUGCAAGGACAUGGUGUUCGACCUGGAGGAUUUAAAGACAUGGGAGCCGCUCUUGUACGGCGCAGUCAGCAAAAAUCAGCUGAUUCUCGAAGCAUCGGAGGGAAACGAGGAAAUGACAGUGAGCAAAGUCAAUGACGACAAGGAGGAAGAGCGGCCCCGGGUUUUAAGGAUGCCGACAUCCUGGGUCGGUCCAAUCAGCAUCUCGCAGAGAGAUCUGGAGACCCGUUACCCAGAAGGCCAGAGGGUGACCCGCUACAGGAGGGCAAAGCUGGAGCGGUUUGCACCGUGGAUCUCAGAAGGCCUCGUCACACGACUGACGACAUACAAAGACCUGGACUGUACUGAGGUCGUCAUGGUGAAGGAGUGGUAUCAGCACAGAAAAGACCACCUGGAGCAGAGGGAGGUCAACAAGGUCGACAACGUCACCACAGAACGCUUCAAAGACGGAAGAAGUUUCAAACUUUUAUUUCACAGGUACACGUCCCUGAGCAAAGACAGCCAGCACGACAUGAAGUUCAGUUCUACUCGCGUCGACGGCCUGGUGCGGAGGGUGGAUUCACCGUUUGACAUGACGGAGAUGUUUGAGGGCCGGAGCGACUUCCUCUACUACCGGCACGCCGUCUUCAAGACACGCAACGCGUUGCCAAGACCAGAUGUGGACAACCAUCAGGUCGAGGAACUGAUCAGGAAACUGGUGGAGCAUUUCCACAGGAACACGUCCAAACCAGCCAACGAAGACGUGGCCGUGCGAGUGUUCACAGUGGGGUUCCAAUGCCGCAUCGAUUUGACCUAUCACUUAGAGGAUUACCAGUUUUCCCCUUCAAAGAGGACCUUCAUCUUACCGCGAGAGCCAACAGAGAGGCGGAAGGGCGAGGGCUUUACUCCCGACAUGGUCUCCAGCUUCCAGGAGGACCCAACUGAGAAGCCUCUCCACACUCUGGCUCUGCAUAAGAUGAUGGUGGACCUGAUGAAGGAGAAGGAGGAGGUAUCCCUCCAAAUCAAAGAGUCCAUAUGUGAGACGAAGGCCAUUGUGGAGUGCAGGAGGCAGGAAGAGAAACAUGUUCAGCUUUACUACUCACCAUGGACGACAACAGGCGCCGCCGAGGCCCGCAGACGGAGACAGGAAAUGGAGCGUCAGGCUUUGGAGGAGCAGAAGUGGCUGCAGGAGAUGGAGACGGACAUCAUGGCUCCCUUCCUGAUCGGGCAGAACAACACAAUGAAUCUGACUGGCGCGGAGGCCAAGAGGUUCUACCAGGACAGUCUGGACAAGUAUAAAGAGAAACUGGUCAACCAAGUCACCUUCAUCCACAGUCGCUUCAUUACGGAAACAAAUAACCUACAGAAGAAGCAGGAGUGGUACCAGAAGAACCAGCUGAACAUGACGGCCCAGCAGGAGGAAGAGUACCAAACCUACUGCGCUGAGAAAAUGCUGCAAAUACAAGUGGCCAAGAAACGCCUCAGCAUGCACAAAGAAGCAGCUCCUAAAAAGAUUGAUGAUUUUAUUCAGAAGCUGAGAGCAGACCCUCGACUGAAGCCUCACCUGCCUCCUUUAUAAACACAUACAAAGUACAUUCAGGAUAUUUCUACUGCAUUCAAAGUACAAAAUAAAAUAAAUACAAGAAGGAAAUACUGAAUCAUAGUUUG